Molecule: messenger RNA, 1944 nt
Organism: Microthlaspi erraticum
Lineage: Eukaryota; Viridiplantae; Streptophyta; Magnoliopsida; Brassicales; Brassicaceae
Source: the annotation of a GenBank genome assembly
AUGGUUGAAAGACAAUUCAACAGAAAAGUGCAAACUUUUCGGAGUGAUAAUGGGACUGAGUUCACAAGUCUCACAAAUUACUUUCUCCAACAUGGUAUUCUCCAUAAGACUUCUUGCGUGGGAACUCCACAGCAAAACGGAAGAGCAGAACGCAAGCAUCGCCAUAUUCUCAACGUUGCCCGAGCUUUGCGUUUUCAAUCAAAUUUACCGAUUGAAUUCUGGGGAGAGUGCAUUCUCACCGCAGGAUACUUGAUGAACAGAACACCGAGUGCAGUGCUUCAAGGGAAAACACCAUUUGAGAUGCUGUAUCAAAAAGUUCCAGAUUAUACACAUCUACGGGUUUUUGGGAGUUUAUGUUACUCUCAUAAUCAAGCACACAAAGGAGAUAAAUUUGCCUCGAGAAGUCGCAAAUGUGUGUUUAUAGGCUAUCCAUACGGGAAAAAGGGGUGGCGUUUGUUUGAUUUGGAGAAACAAGAGUUCUUUGUCUCUCGGGAUGUCGUCUUCUUCGAAAAUCAAUUUCCCUUUUCCGAUGAACCACAGAACAUCACGACAACAAUCAGUAAUGAGGAAGGAGUUCUUUGGGCUCCAAUUAGUACAGGCCCGUUUGUAGAAGAAGAAAACAGGCCCAACAACUCAUUGUCUCCAUUGGUCAGCCCAAUAGAAACUCCAAUCGAAGAAAACAUUAUGUCGACUCCGUCGUCUCCUUCUCCAACUCCUCUUCAUGAUAACUCUGCACAGUUGUCGCCUGAUUCACCUCCGGCAACCGAUUCCUCACCAUCUCCAUCUCCGACAUUAACUUUGGAUCCGCCGUCUCCAUCUCCCGUUCCUCCUCCUCCAGCGGAAUUACUUGGUCGUGGACAAAGACGGAAAACUCAAUCUGUCACAUUGCGAAAUUAUGUGACUAACAAUGCUCAGACCCAACUUCUCGACAAAUCAGGUGCUAAAACUCUUUACCCAAUCGCGAAUUACGUCUCUUCUGGUAGGUUUUCGGUUUCCCAUCGUGCUUACCUUGCUGCAAUUGUUGAGAAUGUUGAACCGAGAUCUUUUAAGUUGGCUUUUUCGAAUAUACGAUGGAGGCACGCGAUGCGUGUCGAGGUAGACGCGCUGGAAGAAAACCAAACUUGGACCCUAGAGGAGUUACCACCUGGAAAACGAGCCAUUGGAAGCAAAUGGGUCUAUAAAAUCAAGUACAAUUCUGAUGGUACUAUCGAAUGCUACAAAGCCCGAUUAGUGGCGUUGGGUAAUCGACAAAUCGCAGGAGAGGAUUAUUGUGAAACAUUUGCACCGGUUGCAAAGAUGGGUACUGUGAGAUUGUUUCUAAAGGUUGCGGCUGGAAACAAUUGGCCAGUUUAUCAGAUGGAUGUUCACAACGCUUUCUUGCACGGUGAUCUCCAAGAGGAGGUCUACAUGAAGCCACCUCCUGGUUUCUUUCCAGAGGGAGACACUAGAGUCUGUCGUCUGCGUAAAUCGAUAUAUGGGCUCAAGCAAGCUUCUAGGUGCUGGUUUGCAAAGCUCACCACUUCACUUCGAGAAUACGGGUUUCAGCAAACUCAUGCUGACUACUCACUGUUCACGUUUGACAGAAACGGAAUCAAGAUCAGAAUGCUCAUUUAUGUUGAUGACAUGAUUUUGACGGGAAACAAUGAAAAGGCGUUGCAGGAUUUUAAAACCUAUCUCUCCUCUUGUUUCAAGAUGAAGGAUCUUGGACAUUUGAAAUACUUUCUGGGCAUUGAGGUUGCAAGGAAUACAUCAGGAUUCUACUUGAGCCAACGCAAAUACGCUUUGGACAUCAUUGCUGAAACAGGGCUCCUUGCUGCCAAACCAGCGCCAUUUCCAUUAGAGGAGAAUCCAACUUGGCUCUCUCGACUUCCCUCCUCCUUUCCGAUCCAGCACCGUAUGUCGCUUAGUGGGACGUUUCAUCUAUUUGGCUGCUACACGACCUGA